CAUUCGAAGUUUCCCAUUUACGAGCGUAUGUAUCAGUUUAUGACCUCGCAAAAAGGCCUGAUGAUGAAUAGCACGGUCGAGGCGAUCGAACGGGUUAGACGCGAAGAAUAUGCGUUCCUGCUCGAAUCCACAAUGAACGAGUACUAUCGACAAAGAGAUUGCGAUUUGAUGCAAGUGGGCGGUCUGUUGGAUUCCAAGGGUUAUGGAAUCGGACUUCCUAGUGGUUCCAAAUAUAGAGAUCCAAUCUCGGAAACAAUCCUGAAACUGCAGAAGCAACAAAUUUUGGAUAAUCGACGUCAUUUCUGGUGGGGACAACACGAUAUAAAGGUCAAAUGCGAUGCAUCUACCGGGAAAAGUUCCGAUACUAGUUCGCUUGGCAUGGAAAAAGUUGGUGGUUGUUUUGUCAUGCUUCUGAUCGGGAUGGGUGCAUCUUUACUGAUCAGUCUGUUGGAGUUUAUUUACAGCUCAUAUCAACGUGUCCGAGUGAACAAGGUGAGCCGAUAUCCUUAUGUGCCACUAGCACUAUUCGCUUCAAUCUGUCGAAGGUGA
Echinostoma caproni is the source of this 549-nucleotide messenger RNA. The record is from the annotation of a GenBank genome assembly. NCBI's taxonomy places the organism in Eukaryota, Metazoa, Platyhelminthes, Trematoda, Plagiorchiida, Echinostomatidae.